AUGGAUAUUUCCGAGGGGAUUGUAUCACUUGCAGAUGGCAAGGCAAUAUCGUCUGACCUGAUCAUCUGUGCUGAUGGCAUCAGUUCGCGAACACGCAGUACCGUGAUCGACAUCCCUUCUUGCUCACCCAGGCCUCUGCAAGAUUCCGUAUAUCGAGCGAUGCUCCCACGAGCGGUCAUGAUGAGCCGUCCUGAAACCGACAAGCUUAUAUCAACUGACAGUGCACAACUCUUCAUGGGUCCGAAGCGGGCCUUGCUUGCUUACCCAAUUGCCCAAGGCAAGUUGUAUAACAUUGCAAUCACGGCACUGGAUACGAAUCCUAGUUCAGAUACCGAUAGAAUAGGCAGGUGGAAUGAUCCUGUAGACAUCAAUGAGCUUAAGAGGCUUUUCCACGACUUUUGUCCGCAAGUUCAGAGCUUAUUAGGUCUUGUGGAAACAUGUACGAAAUGGACUAUCGCCGAGGUGCCACCACUCGAAACUUGGUCCAGUAAGUCCGGUAGAGUGGUACUUCUUGGCGAUGCAGCACAUGCGAUGUCGCCGCAUCUAGCGCAAGGCAGUGCGAUGGCCAUCGAGGAUGCAGCGGUAUUGGGUGAGUGCCUGCAGCGAGUCGAAUCAACGCAAUGUAACUUGACACAAGCGUUACAAUGGUACGAACAAAUUCGCAAACCUCGCGUUGAGCGAAUUGCUGGAUUGGCUCGGCAGAAUGGCGCCAGUAUGCUGUUGGAAGAUGGUCCGGAGCAAGAGCAAAGAGAUCGCAAAUUCGGUGCGUCUUUGGAUGCAAACCAAAGUCGAGUAAUGACUAAGGUGCUUUCUGAAGCAGUGGCAGAUCAAAAUGCGCCGUGGGCAACACCAGCUUUUUCGAAAUGGCUGUACGGAUUUGAUGCUCUCAAAGACGCCCAGAUUCGGCUUGAGCGGCUGUCGGGGCUCCAAAAUAGUCAAGUAACCUCUGCUGAGUUGAGAGCAACCAACUAG
This is a messenger RNA of Exophiala bonariae, 972 nucleotides long. RefSeq lists its product as uncharacterized. Lineage: Eukaryota; Fungi; Ascomycota; Eurotiomycetes; Chaetothyriales; Herpotrichiellaceae. The coding region runs from base 1 to 972 and encodes 323 amino acids. Gene Ontology annotation, molecular function: monooxygenase activity; FAD binding. The transcript has 2 exons. The record is from RefSeq and is a predicted model, not a curated record.